AUGCGGACGAGGUAUCGGGCGACAACCCACUUUACUGAAAAACAGUCAAACGCAACGUUGCUUCUCUCUCCUCUCAACGAGGAAGAGAACGAUAUCGUAUCGAGGAUCGGGUGGCGGAGGCUUUCGCGCAGCGGGGACAAAUGUGUUUUCUUCAAGAACCCAGUAAAAAAAAACACGACACGAAGGACAACAGACUCACCAGCCGCUUUGUGGGGGGAACUCGAUCUUCUGGAUUGCUGUGACGGCUCUGCUGUGACAGCCCAGGCAGGAGCCAUGCCGUCGAGCAACCACCCCUCUGGUCGCGGCGAAGCGUUGAAGGCACCACCACCAGGCGACGCGCAGAACGUGGCGCAGCUGCUGCGACGCCGCCGGGAAGGGAAGAUUCCGGCGUCGACGGGUGGCGGAGUCUUGGGAGGCAGCACCAGCGCCAGGGCGACGAGCGCCGCCCUUCGCGGCAACAGGGGUGUCGGAGGCAGAGUGGGGGCGGGGGGAGUCUCUACACCGAGAGAUUUUGGCUUUCGUCGGAAUCUGGGGCAGCACCCGUCGAUGAUCCAAAGGCUGAGGCACACGGCUACGCUGCGUGGCCACUCCGGGUGCGUCAACCGGCUGUGCUGGAACGACGCCGGCACGCGGAUCGCCUCGGGCUCCGACGACACGACUGUCUGCCUCUUCGACGCGGCUUCGGGCAAGCGGGACGUCCAGUUCCAGACCGGUCACCGGAGGAAUAUCUUGAGCGUGAAGUUUCUUCCUUGCACAAACGACCAGAUAUUGGUCACCGGAGCCAUGGAUGGGGAGGUCCGUCUUCACAAGGCGCCGUUCUCUUCGCCCGAGCUGACAGAGUGCUUCUCGUGCCACGACCAACGCGUGCACGCUGUUGAGGUGGAGCCGGGCAACCCGUUCAUCUUCUGGUCCGCCAGCGAAGACGGGACUGUCAUGCAAUACGACCGCCGUCUGCCGAACGCUGGCCUCGGGGAGGGGAGGGGGUGGGCGGACAGCGGGCAAGGCUCCCUCGCGGGGCGACUGCGACGCAGGAGAAACUGGGGCAACUGCCUCCUCAAGCUACCGUCGCAGGCUGAUUACGCCGCCGGCGGUGGCGACAGCGGCCAAGGCGGGGGUGUUUCGCAGCAGCAGCCGCCAUCAGGAUGGGAGGCCCGCGGCAGCCGAGCGUUUCACCUCGCCUGUAACCCCGUUGACGUUCACUACCUCGCCGUGGCCUGCGGUGACUACGUCGCCAGGGUGUACGACAGGAGGGUGCUCUCGGCCGGGUACAUUGACACGUCUAGCAGCGGCGACGGCGGCGGCGGCAACCGUGGUCGCCAGCCGCCGCCGGCCCUAUCGCUCUGUCCGGUGAGUGAACACCCGGCGGCGGGGAAGGCUUCUUCCGGCGCCUCGUCGUCGUCUUCUUCCGGUAUGGGGAGCAGUGCCCGCGGAGGAAGUGUGGGGACGUUCGGCACCGCGCGCCACGCCACGUGCGUGGCGUUCAGCCCCGAUGGGCGGGGGCUGCUGGUGUCGUACCACCGUGACCACGUCUACCUCUUCGACGCCACGGGGGCAAGACGGAAUAGCUCGGCGGUCAGCGACCCGGCCCUCUCCUCCUACUUCAUGCCCGCUCUUCCUCCACCUCUACCGCCGCCCCCGACAACGCCGGAGUGCUCGUCGAACACCGGUAGCGGCGUCGGUGGUAGCGGGGAUGUCGGGGGUGAGUGUGGAGUCGCCCGUGGUCGGGGCUUUGAAGACCCCGCUGAUGGGAUUCUGGAUGCCCACCGUGCUCUCUUGGCGUGGGAUGGCAAAGGAGGGCCACCGGUGUCCCUGGCAAAGCUGAGCACUCUCUACCGGGCGCGUUCCAUGAACCUACGGCAGCGUGGGUGGAAAGGCGACGGUUACAUGGCUCUGCUCGACUCCGCUCGUGCCAAGGAGCUCGACCCUACCAAGCCGAGAACGCGCUGGGAGUACGUACAGGCCCUAGUUCACGUCGGGCGCCGCGCCUCAGCGCGAGCGGAGGCGGUCAAGUGCCUGGCCGCCUUCCCCGACCUCCAACCGCUUUACGAGGCCGAGUUCUCGGGCAGGACCGAGGGGGAAUCGCCCCCGCGGUCGGACUUGGGCGGCAGAAAUGUAGGGGGACGGAGUGCCAGCGGCGGCGGCGGGCGAGGGGCCAGUGCUUCUGGUGAACCGGUUGAGGAUGAGGAUGAGGAUGAGGAGGAGGAGGAGGAGGAAGCGGAGGAGGAGGCGGAGGAAGGAGAGGAAGAGAGAAGGCGGGAGAGGAACCAGUCCAUGACGCCGCCGAGAGGGGUCGGAAAAACAGCGCGCUUUUCUCGCGGAAGCACCCUCGCCAAUGACCUCGCCCUCACCGCGGAGCUUGCAACGGCCCGCGCGUGGCAUGAGAUGCUUUCUCGAACUGGGGACGUCGGGAGUGAUCCCCGUUGCCCCGAUAGGGCUACCGACUGCGGGAGAGAGAAGGGUGCGGGUACGGCGAAGGGGCCCGUGGCCGAGGAAGAUUGGACCGAAAGCGAAUGUGGUCAGAGAUCGUCGGAUAUGCUCAACUGCUCGCCACGAGCAAUGAUCCAGCGGUACACCGGCGCUUGCAACGUCCAGACUGUCAUCAAGGAGGCCUCUUUCCUCGGGGAUGGCGGGGGCUACGUGGCUUCGGGCAGCGACGACGGGAGAGUGUUUAUCUGGGAGCGCUCCUCCGGGAGGCUGGUUCGGGCGAUCAAGGCCGACGACCAGAUCGUCAACUGCGUUGCGCCGCACCCUUCCCUGCCGGUGAUCGCCACCAGCGGACUCGAAAGCGUGGUCAGGCUUUGGAGUCCUCGCGGAGAGGAAGAGGAAGUAAUCGGGGACGACGAGGCCGCCGACUCAGACCCAGACUCUCGCUCCCUGGAAGACAUCGCCCAGAGCAACCAGGGCAGCAUGGAUUCUGUGGGAGUGAACUUAGGGUUCCAGCCGCUGAUGCACCAGCUCGUUCUCCAGCUUGCUGCGGCGGAGAACAUGGGUGACGACAGAGGGCCCGGGGAGUGCGUUCAGGCGUAACAACUCGUGCCGCCGCCUGCUACACGCGACCGAGCUGUGGAUGCUUGCUCCCUCCUGCACGACUGUCACGUCAAAUCUUGACUGUGUUUCUCGGCACGAUCAACAAGGUUGUUCGUCUUUUUGAUGGUUGUUUUCGGUGUGAUGCGGUCCGACCGACCAAGCGGUGGUAUUGGACGAAUACGUGUGUAUGUAUUUCGGUUGUUUGGGAUCUGGGCGCCGUGUUUUGAGUCCAUACCAUCGCUUCAGCCUGCACGACUGAACAGGACACCCUUCGAUGUUUUGUUUUCGUUUGUCUUGUUUUGGUUCCGAGGUUCUUUCGUAUGAGGACAAAGCGUUCGCGAUUUCUGCAUCGACACUGGAGCGCCAACGGAAAGAAUGAAGUUUAUGCCCUUCAGCUGACGAGCCAUUACCAUUUCAGAUGCAAACAAACCUCCGUACACCACUUAUCAUUCUUGAGGGCCCACAUGAG
Ectocarpus sp. CCAP 1310/34 is the source of this 3496-nucleotide messenger RNA. NCBI's taxonomy places the organism in Eukaryota, Phaeophyceae, Ectocarpales, Ectocarpaceae. The record is from the annotation of a GenBank genome assembly.